AUUCGGGUCCCGCUGUGCCCGCAUUUUCCGCCUUCUCUUAAGAAAGAGGCACCUGGAACAGAAGCAGAUCGAGGACUUUGCCAUGAUCCCGGGCAAGGAAGCCAAAGAAAUGAUGUACAAAAUGUUGUCGGCCAAUAUCGUAGCUCUGCAGGAAAUCCCCAAAACUCCAGAUCACGCACCUUCCCGGACGUUCUACUUGUACACCGUCAAUACUCUCUCGUCCGCCCGGAUGCUGCUCCAGCGCUGUUACAAGUGUGUGGCCAACCUGAUAGAACGGCGGCUUCACGAGACCAAGGAGAACCGGCGUCUGCUGGAGAAGAGCCAGCGGGUGGAGGCCAUCCUUGCCUCGGUCCAAGCCACGGGGGCUGAGGCGGCGCAGCUGCAGGAGAUUGAGGAAAUGAUCACGGCACCCGAACGGCAGCAGCUGGAGACUCUCAAGCACAAUGUCAACAAGAUCGAUGCCAGUGAAAAUCAAGUGGAUGAAACCAUCUUUAUUUUGGAAUCGUACAUCAACAGCACCAUCAGACACUGACCCGUCAGCUGGAGCUUGAUAAAUCCUGUCCUGGUCUUCUAGUUUUUAAAGUCUGAUUUGUU
Protobothrops mucrosquamatus (brown spotted pit viper) is the source of this 594-nucleotide messenger RNA. Its product is annotated as DNA-directed RNA polymerase III subunit RPC3. Gene Ontology annotation, molecular function: single-stranded DNA binding. The transcript has 5 exons. NCBI's taxonomy places the organism in Eukaryota, Metazoa, Chordata, Lepidosauria, Squamata, Viperidae. Gene Ontology annotation, cellular component: RNA polymerase III complex. The annotation marks the transcript as partial. The record is from RefSeq and is a predicted model, not a curated record.